AUGACGAAGGCAGUCCUCCCAAAAGAUUUCCUCUGGGGCUUCGCAACCGCCAGUUACCAAAUAGAAGGAGCCCCAACAGAAGAUGGAAGAGGGCCCUCCAUCUGGGAUGAAUUUUGCAAAAUACCCAGCAAAAUAGCCGAUGGCUCCUCAGGGGAUGUAGCUUGCGAUUCCUACCACCGCACGGCGGAAGAUAUCGCACUCCUCAAGAGUACUGGGGCGAGAGCAUACAGGUUCUCGAUCUCCUGGUCCCGAAUUAUUCCAAUUGGUGGGAGGAAUGAUCCUGUCAACCCUGCAGGAAUUGCUUUUUACAAGAAAUUCGUGGACGAUUUGCUGGCUGAGGGAAUCGUACCGCUUGUGACACUGUUCCAUUGGGAUUUACCUGAUGGCUUAGACAAGAGAUAUGGUGGGUUAUUGAACAAGGAGGAAUUUGUGGCAGAUUAUGCCCAUUAUGCAAGGACCAUGUUCGAAGCCAUGCCAAAGGUCAAGCAUUGGAUUACUUUCAAUGAGCCAUGGUGUUCCUCCAUUUUGGGAUAUAAUGUUGGGGUUUUUGCUCCUGGACGUACUAGUGACCGAACAAAAAGUCCUGUGGGGGAUAGUAGCCGUGAGUGUUGGAUAGUUGGGCAUAAUCUGCUCCUGGCUCAUGCAACAGCGGUGAAAAUCUACAGAGAGGAGUUCAAGACCAAAGAUGGCGGAGAAAUUGGCAUCACCCUGAACGGCGACGCUGUCUAUCCCUGGGACCCCGAAGAUCCCCUUGAUAUUGAAGCUGCCGAACGUAAACUCGAAUUCAGCAUCUCCUGGUUCGCCGACCCCAUCUACUACGGCCGCUACCCCGAGUCCAUGAUCCAACAACUUGGCGAACGGCUGCCAACCUUCACACCUGAAGAAGCCGCGCUUGUCCAGGGCAGUAACGACUUCUACGGUAUGAACCACUACACUGCCAACUACAUCCGGCACAAGACCAGCGCACCCGACCCGGCCGACUUCCUUGGCAACCUCGAGACCCUCUUCACCAGCAAAUCCGGCACCAGCAUCGGCCCCGAGACGCAAUCCUCCUGGCUGCGUCCCAACCCCCAAGGCUUCCGGGACCUGCUCGUCUGGAUAUCCAAACGUUAUGGCAACCCCAAGAUCUACUGCACGGAGAACGGCACCUCGGUCAAAGGCGAGAAUGAUCUGCCCCGUGAGCAGAUCCUGGAUGAUGAGUUCCGCGCUGAGUAUUUCAGGGGCUAUAUCGAUGCGUUGGCGAAAGCCGUCAGUGAGGAUGGGGUGGAUGUCAGAGGCUAUAUGGCGUGGAGCUUGAUGGAUAACUUUGAGUGGGCUGAUGGCUAUGAGACUAGAUUUGGUGUUACCUUUGUGGAUUAUGAGGGCGGUCAGAAGAGGUACCCAAAAAAGAGCGCGAAGAUAAUUGGGCCACUCUUUGAGGCUUUGAUCAAGGAAGAUUAA
Messenger RNA from Amorphotheca resinae ATCC 22711, 1440 nucleotides. Its product is annotated as glycoside hydrolase family 1 protein. NCBI's taxonomy places the organism in Eukaryota, Fungi, Ascomycota, Leotiomycetes, Helotiales, Amorphothecaceae. Gene Ontology annotation, molecular function: beta-glucosidase activity. Gene Ontology annotation, biological process: carbohydrate metabolic process. The record is from RefSeq and is a predicted model, not a curated record. The transcript is spliced from 3 exons. Bases 1 to 1440 code for a protein of 479 amino acids.